AUGUCUCUCGGAAAGAAGGUUACUCUCAACUCCGGUGCUCAGAUCCCCCAGCUGGGAUUUGGUACCUGGCAGUCUGCCCCCGGUCAGGUCGGUGAUGCCGUCUACGAGGCCUUGAAGGCCGGUUACCGCCACUUGGAUCUGGCUACUAUCUACCAGAACCAGCGCGAGGUCGCCGAGGGCAUCAAGAGAGCCUACAAGGAUGUCCCUGGCCUCAAGCGUGAGGACAUCUUCAUCACCUCCAAGCUGUGGAACUCCCAGCACGACCCCGCCGUUGUUGAGAAGGCUCUGGACGAGUGCCUUGCUGAGCUCGAGCUCGACUACCUCGAUCUCUACCUCGUCCACUGGCCCGUUUCCUUCACCACCGGCUCCGAGCUCUUCCCCCUCGUCAAGGACAGCUCCGUUGAGGGCGGUGAUGUCGUGAUCAACGACAACAUCUCCAUCGUCGACACCUGGAAGGCCAUGACCCAGCUCCCCAAGAGCAAGGCCCGCACCGUCGGUGUCUCCAACCACAUGAUCCCCCACCUCGAGGCCAUCAUCAACGCCACCGGUGUCGUCCCCGCUGUCAACCAGAUUGAGCGCCACCCCGUUCUCCAGAGCAACGAGCUCAUUGAAUACUGCCAGAAGAAGGGCAUCCACGUCACUGCCUACUCUGCCUUCGGUAACAACGGCUUCGGCGUCCCCCUCCUCGUCACCCGCCCCGAAGUCAAGGAAGUCGCCGAGUCUGCCUCCAAGCGCCUCGGCACCACCGUCACCCCCGCUCAGGUUGUCCUGGCCUGGUCCCAGGUCGGCGGCCACAGUGUCAUCCCUAAGUCGGUUACGCCGUCCCGCAUCCAGGAGAACUUCAAGGAGGUGGAGCUCACUCCCGAGGAGAUCGCCAAGGUCUCCGAGCUGGGCAAGGACCGCAGACGCUACAACACUCCUUACAUUGCUAACAAGCCUCGCUGGGAUAUUGACAUCUUCGGUGAGGAGGAGGAGAAGCCUGCUGGUCAUAAGGUGAUUGUUUAA
Molecule: messenger RNA, 1005 nt
Organism: Aspergillus tubingensis
Lineage: Eukaryota; Fungi; Ascomycota; Eurotiomycetes; Eurotiales; Aspergillaceae
Gene: akr1
Product: putative aldehyde reductase (AKR1)
Exons: 8
Coding region: 1-1005 (334 amino acids)
Cellular component (GO): cytosol
Molecular function (GO): aldose reductase (NADPH) activity
Source: RefSeq, a predicted model, not a curated record